GGGCUGGUGGGGACUGCGGGAGUUGAGCUGAAGGUGAUCGUCAGAAAAGAUGCCGGCGGACGUGGAGUGUCCGGCCACGCCGCCCGAGCUGCCGCGCGACCCGACGCCGGAACGCGUGAAGCUGUCGCCGGGCGGCGCGGGCGGCACCAGCCCGUCCGCGUCCGGCCGCGCCUCGCCCGACUCGGCCUGCCCCAUCUGUCUGGGUCGGCUCGACAACAAGGCCUUCUCCGAUGGCUGCGCACACACGUUCUGCUUCACCUGCAUCUUGGAAUGGUCCAAGGUGCGCGCUGUGUGUCCGCUCUGCAAACAGAGCUUCACCUCCAUCAUCCACAACGUGCGGUCGGAGCUGGACUAUGACCGCUACAGACUGCCGCCGCCGCCGCCUUCGCCGUCCGAUCAUCCGCAGGCCUUCAUCUAUCGACCCGGGGACGAGACCCGCCCGCGCUGGCUGCAGCUACGCCGCCAGCCCUACCGCUACCGCUCGCUGGUACUGCCCAUGCUGUGGCCGGUGGCGCACAGACACGACUACCACCUGCCGGCGGCGGCGGGCCGGCCGCGCGGCCCCGGCCGGUCGCGCGUGACGUCGGACGCGCGCCGCCGGCUCUACACCACGGACAUGUGGGCCCGGCCCACCGCCGACGAGCUGACCGGCCGCUACCGCGAGACGGGGCCGGACUUCUACAGAAACAACCCGGCGUGCACGCACCGACUGGUGCCCUGGCUGAACCGCGAGCUGAACGCCGUCCUGGACAGCCCGGCUCACCUGGCGCACGUGAUGGAGCACAUCAUGGAGCUCAUCACGCGCCUGCACAUCCUGAGUCGAGAGUUCCGUGCGCACCUGCAGCCCUACAUGAGCCCCUGGACGGAGCACUUUGUGCACGAGCUGUACUCGUACGCCCGCUCGCCGUACGACAUGGUCGGCUACGAUCUGCACGUGCAGUACGGUCCGGGUCGGCCGGCCUCGCCGGCAGCGCACGAGGCCGUCAGCUCGGCGGCAGAGAGCGACGACGGCGGCGCGUGCGGCGCGCUCGAUCAAGUGCGCACCUUGCUUGACACGAUACGCGCGCUCGAAUCGGACUCCGAUUCUGACUCGCCGGUGGAAGUGGUUGAGGUGUUGCCGCCGCGGCACGAGCGGCCGCCGCUAGUGGUGACGCUCUCCUCGGACAGCGAGGGCCCGGCGCCGACCGCGCCGGAGCCACGCCGCUCGUCGCGGUGCUCACCGCGCGCGCUGGCCUGCUAGUCCCGAGUCACCGCCCCUGCGCGACCAGCGCGCUGCUGCCUCCGCCUCCCAGUCCGCCGCCAGAGCGACCAGGCGUCGGCAUAGGGAGGCCGACUCUUCCAGUGGCGCCACGCGCCACAAGCGCGAGUCGAAGCGACGCUCAAGCGAGCUCUCUUCCAAGGGCCGCGCCCGCGACCAGAAAAAGACGGAGGAGAAGGCCUCGUCUUCCUCCAGCCGGCACAAGCGCCGCUCGUCGCGCCACUCAAAGACGCUGGUCGAUGGCGGGGAGCGCGCGCCCAAGCGGCGCCACAAGCGCGCCCGGGACGCGUCGCGCUCGCGCCGCCACAAGCGCGCACGCCUCAGCUCGAGUUCGGAGGCCGAGCCGCCGCCGCUGCCGCCGCUUGACGAGCCGUCCACGUCAGGUGCCGUGGCAGGACCGGCGCGGCUGAGGCCGUAUAAGCGCAUCCAGCCGCCGGCCAGCUCGUCCAGUGAGCGACCGUCCAGCUCGUCGAGCGUGGUGGUGCGGCCGGCGCGCGCCGUCCGCAGCCGGCCGCUCUCGUCAGACAGUAGCAGUGACGAGUCGGUGACGGGCCGCCGGCCGGCCGUGCGCAGCGCCGUGGUGCGGGCGCGCUGCGCGGUGGUCAGUGACGUCGAGUCCAGUGACUGGUGACCAGCGGACGUGGCUUCAGUGACCGGUGACCGGCUGAUGUGGCUCCAGUGAUCGGUGUCCCCGCACCCGGUCUGGCGAAAGUGGCGCCGCCUACCACGUGGUGCCAGCCCUGGACCGCCCCUUGCCCGACUCCGGAUUCCGUUGCAUUGGCUGGGAUGUGGGAUGCGCACAGCGGACCCAAUGAAGUGCUUACGUGUGAAUAUGUUUUGCACGGACUGACAGUGCCUAACGCACUCGUGUUUUGUGAUCGAGUGAAUGAGGCGUUUUCGGUCGGGUAGCGCCUGACUACGUGUUUUACAAAUCAGACGUCCGUACGUGCGUAUGACGUACGUUUUUUAUAGACCAGGGGUCACGUGGCAUUGACAGCCCUGUGUACGGAUGCAUCCAUAUUUUAUUGUAUCGAGGCAGUAAAUGUAUUCAUACUAGUGCUACUCGUCGAAUAGUAGACUGAUGAUUUGUGAUGGA
Molecule: messenger RNA, 2354 nt
Organism: Pollicipes pollicipes
Lineage: Eukaryota; Metazoa; Arthropoda; Thecostraca; Pollicipedomorpha; Pollicipedidae
Product: E3 ubiquitin-protein ligase Topors
Exons: 6
Coding region: 50-1240 (396 amino acids)
Biological process (GO): protein monoubiquitination; protein polyubiquitination
Molecular function (GO): metal ion binding; ubiquitin protein ligase activity
Source: RefSeq, a predicted model, not a curated record